Messenger RNA from Capsella rubella, 1089 nucleotides. Its product is annotated as transcription initiation factor TFIID subunit 11. Lineage: Eukaryota; Viridiplantae; Streptophyta; Magnoliopsida; Brassicales; Brassicaceae. The coding region runs from base 114 to 740 and encodes 208 amino acids. The record is from RefSeq and is a predicted model, not a curated record. The transcript is spliced from 5 exons. Gene Ontology annotation, molecular function: transcription coactivator activity; protein heterodimerization activity. Gene Ontology annotation, cellular component: nucleus; transcription factor TFIID complex. Gene Ontology annotation, biological process: RNA polymerase II preinitiation complex assembly; transcription initiation at RNA polymerase II promoter.
GAAAACUUGAAAUUGAAACAGUUUUAGAGAGAGAGAGAGAUUUGUGCUUUCCUGAAACUGGAUCUGAGUUUCUUCUCCUCCAAAUUUUUCUCAAAGUUUAGGUUUGAGGAAGAAUGAAGCAUUCAAAGGAUCCGUUUGAAGCAGCAAUUGAGGAGGAGCAAGAGGAAUCUCCGCCGGAAUCACCCGUUGGCGGCGGAGGAGGCGGUGAUGGUAGUGAAGAGGGAAGAGCUGAAAUCGAUCAGACUGCCGAAGAAGAUGAGAGACCUGUAGAUGUUCGCCGUCCGGCAAAGAAGUCUAAAACCUCAGUUGUUGUUACUGAAUCGAAGAACAAAGAUGAAGACGAAGAAGAAGAGGAAGAGAAUAUGGAAGUUGAGCUCACUAAAUACCCAACUAGUGCUGAUCCUGCUAAGAUGGCCAAAAUGCAAACCAUAUUAUCGCAAUUCACUGAGGAUCAGAUGAGUAGAUAUGAAUCUUUUAGGAGAUCUGCGCUUCAAAGACCACAAAUGAAGAAGUUGUUGAUAGGUGUCACAGGGAGUCAGAAGAUUGGUAUGCCAAUGAUCAUCGUUGUCUGUGGUAUUGCCAAGAUGUUUGUUGGUGAACUCGUUGAAACAGCUCGAGUUGUUAUGGCGGAAAGGAAAGAAUCAGGACCUAUAAGACCUUGUCAUAUCAGGGAGUCCUAUCGUAGACUAAAACUCGAGGGAAAAGUGCCUAAAAGAUCAGUUCCAAGGCUCUUCCGCUAGUCAGAAUAAGAGCCAGAAAAGAACUUCAGUUAGUUAUCCCUGGACUUGGAAGUUUAGUUAAUUACGCUCCCUAUGGAUUAUAUAGGGUCAUAGGGGUUUAAGCUAGCGAGAGUAGCCUAUCAAAUCCCAUCGUAAUAGGAGACUUCUUUGGCUUCUCUGAUGGUGGAUAAUAUUGUUCUUCCAUGCUCUGAACUUUGUGACAACUUUUGUACUUGAAUACAAGAUCAAUCUUGGGAUACUACUUGCCAUUUGCCUAAAAUUGACAUAGUGUUGUCCAUGGUCUGUAAUCAAAUGAAAUCAUUUGUUUGGUAUUUAGCUUUGGCUAACUAAAGUUGAUGUCUGUUUCGGA